This is a messenger RNA of Prunus persica (peach), 896 nucleotides long. Its product is annotated as mediator of RNA polymerase II transcription subunit 21. Gene Ontology annotation, molecular function: transcription coregulator activity. Gene Ontology annotation, biological process: regulation of transcription by RNA polymerase II. Gene Ontology annotation, cellular component: mediator complex. The record is from RefSeq and is a predicted model, not a curated record. Bases 103 to 519 code for a protein of 138 amino acids. NCBI's taxonomy places the organism in Eukaryota, Viridiplantae, Streptophyta, Magnoliopsida, Rosales, Rosaceae. The transcript is spliced from 3 exons.
GGAAAUGUGGAGUGAAACUAAAGCCCAACGACGUCGUUUUAGCUGCUCGUCUUCUUCUUAGUGUUGCUGUUAAUCUGCGUUUUGGGGACGAAUUUGAGCGAGAUGGAUGCAAUCAGCCAAUUACAAGAGAAAGUGAAUACAAUCGCGACAAUCGCGUUCACUACCAUCGGAACGCUGCAGAGGGAUGCGCCGCCGGUCCGAAUCUCUCCGAAUUACCCAGAAUCCGGAUCUGGGCCGGCUCCGGCUGCGGCUCCAAAUCCGAACCCGACCCCGACCCCGACCCCGACCCCGAUAGCGGACAGUGACGCGGAUUUCGCGAAGCAACCCAAGCUGAUGAGUGCUGAGCUAGUGAAGGCAGCUAAGCAGUUUGAUGCAUUGGUGGCGGCACUACCGUUGUCUGAGGGGGGAGAGGAAGCUCAGCUGAAGAGGAUUGCACAACUUGAGGCUGAAAAUGAUGCUGUGGGCCAACAACUUGAGAAGCAACUGGAAGCUGCAGUACUAUUCCCAGAAAUCUUAUGAGCUGGAUCAAUGUUAUUGAUUUGGGGGCUUCCCAACAAUUGAUUUGAAAAGCUAAGGAUGCCUUAGGGGCAACUCCUCCAAUUCGCGAAUCUGAGCCAUUUGUUUCCUAACUCAACCAACAUCAUCAUAGCCAACCUCAUUAAAUAAGCUUUCCUAAUCGAACCCACCAACUGUUAACAGUAUAAGGAAGAAGAAUUGAGGCUGAAGGAAGAAGAUGAAUAUUGAAGAACAACUCAAGAAAUAAGAGAGAAUUUGCUUUCUUUGAUUUUCAAUCGUAUGGACAAUUAUAGAGAGAUUGUGUUUUAUAUCAGAUGUUUAGCCUAUAACUAAUGCUUAACAGACUAACUAAUUACAGCUGUGACAUGUGAGCUACACGU